GUCUCAUUUAACGUUUUUCAUGCACACACUGCCCAGGGGUUGACACUGACUUCCGUCACGACGCCAAGAACCCAUGGCAACUAGCUAUUAAGAGCAGGCUCGCCGACGACGCGGUUUCGCCCGCUGACUAUCGAUUGCUGUGUCGCAUUGCGUCACCGGUCCACACGUGGUGCCCUUGCUUCAUGUUUACCGCUAACGUUUGGGCACCUUCCUCUCCCUAGGGUCACAGGUACCAACUUUAUGUCGUUUCCACCCAGUUGUCGGCACCGGGCAUGGACAAGGUCUGUAUGAUAAGUCGUAAUUGGUGAAUUCCUCGCGACACGCGGCGCCCGUGCCAGCUGCGGUGCCGACGUCAGUCUUUUUCCCUCAAAUGUGUGAGCCACUCUAGCGGUGUGGCGUUUGGAAACUACUACUUCCCGUGUAUUGGGAAGAGUAGAUAUUUCAGUUCCAACGAUCUGAGAUUUCGCCUCGCUUCAUCAGGAGAAACCAACGUGUUACUCGCCCCAAGCGUCUCUGGUGUGCCCGGAGAGGCCUUUUCCGCGGCAAACCUUGCUGGCGAUGAGGCCCGGACAGAGGAGGGGAGAGGAGAUGACACGUCGACAGGUCAAUAUUUCCUUCUGGAUGAUGGGCAUGAGACCGUGUGUCUCGGUAUGAAAAGACUGCAGAUGUCCUUCUGGUGGGUGUUGAGGAAGGCAACGGGUUCCUCUCAGUGUACGGCCAUUACGUGUCCAGACCGUGGGACCUGCGCGAUUUCAACCUUAACUCGAAUCGUCUAGCCCAAAGGCCCUAAACUAUAAAUUGCCCGCUCAACAGGUGUAAAGCCUUUUUCAUCUAAGAGACUUGCUAGCUCGCAUGCACUCACGCCAUCCGCUGAUGCUUUUUUUCCGUCAGUCGUCGCCAUGCAUUCCACGAGGCGCCUUUGGGCCUCCGUUGGCGUUCUUUCAGCCGCCAUCUUUAUCAGUGCCCUGUUCCAAGCAGACAGGGGAGAGGGACACAGAUUCAAGGGUUCUGCCUACACCGACGCAGACGCUGACACUACUGAUAACCAUGUGAAUUUACAUACGGACUGGUCGUCCCAAUCCCGGAAGCAUGGUUUGAAACCUAUUCACAGGCAUCAUAGAGAUACUGAUAGUUACGCGCCCCCUUCAAAUUCCGCCUUCAAUGACGCGACAUCUCCUCGGAACUCCUCCUUCCUUCUUCCUACACCUUCAACCGGAACUACGGAGACAAACUUGAGUAUCUCCGGCGCAGUUCCUGUUGAACCUUUUUCUCCUUCUCGAACUGUCAAACGCGCCAUCGCAAAUGGUCGACCGGAAAUUCUUGCAAUGCUGCCAGCCGCAUCACAUGCACCACUGCCACCUAUUAUGAAUCCUGCGUCCCGGGCAGGGCUCGAGGAGACAGCUGAUCCGAGCCGGGUGGCAACGCAACCCGCGGCUCCAUCACAAACUGGAGUUCCUACAGUGUUUGCGCAGUCUCUGUCACGUGUAGCGCCCGCAGUGGCACCACCAGUGGUGGCUCCCGAAGGAGCGGUUGCAGCCACCGUUCCCGUCCCCGUAUCAGCUGGACAGAACCAAGGAAUCCCUCUUGUUGCAGGUGAAGGAGGCGUCUUGGAUGCUCAUGCCGUCUCACCACCGAUGACGAACCAAGGUGCACUGGGUUCCGUUGGUGUGACUACGACUUCUGUUUUGCCUGCUACGACCUCUGGUGUAGGCGUCGUUCCUCAGUCAGAGAAGCCGCUUGCCCCUGCAACAACACCAACAACUGUACCGGCUCCAGUCCCUGCUGGAGAACAGCCAGCAGUCAACGCUGAACCGGUGGUAGCAGCUGCUGCUUCAACCGCUGCAGCUCCAACACCCUCAGCAGCUACAGCACCUCAAACAGGGGCAGUCGCACCAGCAGCUCCUACAGCACUUCCAGCAGGUGCAGCCGCACCAGCAGCUGCUACAUCAAUUCCAGCAGGUGCAUCCGCACCAGCAGCUGCUACAUCAAUUCCAGCAGGGGCAGCCGCACCAGCAGCUGCUACAUCAAUUCCAGCAGGGGCAGCCGCACCAGCAGCUGCUACAUCAAUUCCAGCAGGGGCAGCCGCACCAGCAGCUGCUACAUCAAUUCUAGCAGGGGCAGCCGCACCAGCAGCUGCUACAUCAAUUCCAGCAGGGGCAGCCGCACCAGCAGUUGUUGCAGCUCCUGCUUCACCUCCUGCAGCUUCUUCCUCCACAGGUUCAUCGGCUGUUCCCGCGGCGGCAGCUAGCACCGGUGCUCCUCCCGCUCCCGCAGCGAUGGCUGGAGCCAUAGGGACAAGUGGUGGUGCCUCCGGUGUUUCACUGGUACCACAAGCAGUUGCAGGAGCGACUUCAGCAUCAGCAGGAGAGAAUGUGCCGGCAGCAGCUGGAGUGACUGGUGCUUCUGCUGUCACAAGGAGAUCAACUGUAGGAAACAACAGACUGAUGGUAACCGACUCUGUUGAGGGCGCGCCCGAUGCGCAAGAAGAGUUGCUGCUCGAUCCUUCAGUGGAAGAGAUCUCUGUCGGGUCGGUCGGCGCUAGAGUUAUCCACUCUCAACAGAGAGUCCGGACUGCUGCGGAAGCUUGCUUCGAUGCCUGCUCAUGCUGGCCGGUGUGGUCUAUCAGCAUCGUGGUACUCGUCGUCAACAUCGUUGCCAGCUUUGUCGCCUUUCACCUCACCGCCUCCCUGUAUUCGAAGGGACUUUUUUCGUCUCAUUUCUACAAGGGUGGCGGCUACUGGAUGAUUGGUGCAGCGAUCGGCGGGUUGGUGACGGGGGGCCUCAUCGGAGGUUUCGUCCCUCCCGCUUGCUGGGCGGGAGCUCUGUACCUCGGCGGUUCCAUGAUGUCACAGUCCAUCGCCAUUGUCCUUCUCGGUCGACGAGGUGCAUGGCUGGGAGCACUUGGCGGCGUUGGCUGUGGAGGGGUCAUCGGUUUCUUUACUGGAACAGGUGGCGUUGGCAUCAUGGUGGGGGUGUUUGUUGGUCUCCUCUUGGGCAUCGUUGUCGGCUUCGCCCCAGUUUGUCGAUCUCUGAAGCUUAAUGAGCGGUACAUCCGAGCGGGAAUGAGAGUUUCCAGCGGCCUCUCGUCACGGUUCUCUGAUGAUGGCCGCGAAAGCAAGCAUCACUCCGGAACAAUGACGCCCCUUUCUCCGAGAACAACACGCACGCCUACAAGCAGACGAUUGCCUGGGUCUGAGGUGGGAGCUACAUCUACUGUACAUUCUUCAAAGCGAUAUACAGAAGACCGCGUUCACGCCCUAGCGUCAGAUGGCGGCCGAAGUCGUCAGAAUGACGCUCCGGAUCAGGUCGAAUCAUAGAGACUAUGCAAAUAUGAAAAUACUCCCAAAAGCCUCUCUCUCAUAUCUCCCCCUUUUUCCGACGUAACUUCCGCUACUAAGGGCUUCGAAACAGCAAAGACCAAACUUCACUGCCCUGACUUUUUUUACACACUUGCACAAUUUGCUGAAGGCGGUAUCUCCUUGCCGCGAGACGAACAACGAUGUUCAAUUCAGCAAAAGCUGUGGCAACCGUCUCACGCCAUUCCACUUUUUCAAAGGGGUAGCUGCGCGGUCGUCGCAGUGUGCCUUCAUGGUGGGGUGGGACAUGCGCAAAUUUUGCUGCACGCAGGUGUAGCGCAUGUCACGGAAAAAGUGUGGUGUCAUACUGACAAGUACUGGUUGCCUUUCCUCUCUUUCCUCUGCUGAUAUUUGACGCCUGCACCGUCGCCCUCUCGUUUACAGUGCCAGUGGGACAUGUGAACUGUGAUUAUAUCAAACUGCAAAAACACCUGGGAAGCUUUGUCCACUGAAGUUGUCCUGAUGGCAAGGAAACCGCCAAAAGGGUGUUUAGAAGACUGGUUGCGAGGAAAUCACAUAGCAGGGCAAUGAUGCAUGCGAGCAAGCGCCGGAACCGUGAGAGAGUUUAGCCGGGACCGGCCCGAUGAGAACUGAAGACAAGCUAGCUCGGCUCCAGCCUGAAUCCUUACGCAGACCACGCGCAGUGC
Molecule: messenger RNA, 4003 nt
Organism: Toxoplasma gondii ME49
Lineage: Eukaryota; Apicomplexa; Conoidasida; Eucoccidiorida; Sarcocystidae
Exons: 5
Coding region: 900-3317 (805 amino acids)
Source: RefSeq, a predicted model, not a curated record